Molecule: messenger RNA, 1436 nt
Organism: Nelumbo nucifera (sacred lotus)
Lineage: Eukaryota; Viridiplantae; Streptophyta; Magnoliopsida; Proteales; Nelumbonaceae
Product: expansin-A1
Biological process (GO): plant-type cell wall organization
Cellular component (GO): extracellular region
Source: RefSeq, a predicted model, not a curated record
AACAUCUAUUUAUUUCCCCCGACCCCCUCGUUACUUUCCUCACCAAUCCUUCCGUCGUUUCUCCCAAUUAUCUGCUUUUGCUUCUCUUCUUCUUCUUCGAAAGUUCAUGAAAAUGGCUCCAAUAGGGCUUCUGUUCGUGGGAUUUCUCUCAAUGUUCUCAUCUGUUCAUGGGUAUGGGUAUGGUGGGGGUUGGAUUAAUGCUCAUGCCACCUUCUAUGGAGGGGGUGAUGCUUCUGGAACAAUGGGCGGGGCUUGCGGCUAUGGAAACCUCUACAGCCAGGGCUACGGGACUAAUACUGCAGCUCUGAGUACCGCUCUGUUCAACAAUGGCCUGAGCUGUGGGGCUUGUUUUGAGAUUAGGUGUGUGAACGACCGAAAGUGGUGCCUGCCUGGCUCGAUUGUCGUCACAGCAACUAAUUUCUGCCCACCCAACAGCGCCCUUCCUAACAAUGCAGGGGGUUGGUGUAACCCUCCCCAGCACCAUUUUGAUCUCUCUCAGCCUGUCUUCCAACACAUUGCUCAGUACAGAGCUGGGAUUGUUCCAGUGGCUUAUAGAAGGGUUCCUUGCAGGAAGAGGGGGGGAAUCAGGUUCACCAUCAAUGGCCAUUCAUACUUCAAUCUAGUCCUCAUAACCAACGUCGGAGGUGCUGGUGAUGUGCAUGCUGUCUCCAUCAAAGGGUCAAGGACUGGGUGGCAACCAAUGUCAAGGAACUGGGGCCAGAAUUGGCAGAGCAACAAUUACCUCAAUGGACAGAGCCUGUCUUUCAAGGUCACCACCAGUGAUGGGCGUAGCGUAGUCUCUUACAAUGUUGCCCCUGCUGGCUGGUCCUUCGGCCAGACCUUCAGUGGAGGGCAGUUCCGCUAGAGAGACCAUCCCUGACCCCUACAGCUACACUUGGGCUGUGGGGAGGUUGGAUAUAUAGACAUACCCUGAUGAAAGGUUGUUAGCGUAGGUGUUUCGGUAAUUAAUUCGUUGUUGGGACGAAGUGAGAAGGGCCUAUUUUAAAAUUGCCCUUGUCAUUUUAAUUUAAUUGUGGGGUUUCUACUUUCUAUUCAUGGGUCCCGUCAGGCCCUUUGUUUUUGAGGUCUAUUUAACUGUUUGUGUGAGAGAAGAAAACACUCAAACAGGGAAUGUAAUUAAGCUUCUGCUGUAAAAACAGAAGCUGGCAGAGGUGAUCCCUUAUCACCCGCCACUAGUAUAUCAAGAGUGGUGUUUUUUUUUAUUUAUUUUUUUUUUGGGGGGGGGGGGGGAGGUUAUCCCCUUUUUUGUUUUUCCCCUCUUUUGGUGAUAGAAAAGACAACGUUAUGCUUAUAAGUUGUAAGCGGUUGUUGUGAUCAGCUAUGCUGAAUAUUUCCUGGCUUAUAUAUGAGACUCUAAAUGUAAAUCUCCAAUUUAUCUCUAGUAAACUCAAAAAGGGUUCUAUCUUCUGAGUUCU